CACGUUUAAGUGCAAAAAAGAGGGGCUGACACACGGGCUUGUGUGUGUGUGUGUGUGUGUGUAUAUGUAGGGGACAGUUGAUAACUUUUCUAUCAUGGGUCACAUGCCCGCCGCUGCAGACAGAGCAGGACAAAAACACAGACGGAAAGACCUCAGCAAAGGAGACGUCAAGCUUUUCCUGUUCCCUCACCUCCCACUUCUUACUUUUUGCAACUUAUUAUCCUGUUCUCCUACUACUGUCUGACUCUUUUUGUCAGACUUUCUUUUGUGUAGCUUGUCAGCUACAUUUUAUUUUUGACAAAGCUCAAUGCUGCUUUUCUUGUACUUUCUGCGUUUGUGUUUCUUCCUCUUACUUCCUGCCUCACUACUUUCCUGACUAAGUUUUCUUGCCUGUAAUCCUCUUUCUGACUGCUCCUCAGAAGUUUUCUCUCCACUAUUGUGUCCUCUCACCUUGUACCUUCCUUCUCUCCUUGCCUCCUAUCUUUUGAAUGGAUAGCUACUCCCUCCUCUACAGUUCCUCCCAAAGAACCGGGCUUCUCUCCGGCUUCCAGCGCCUCCGGUCUCAAAGGAAGAUGUGUGAUGUUGUCCUUGAGGCCGGCGGUGUAUCUUUCCCUUGUCAUCGCGCCCUUUUGGCCAGCUCCAGCGAGUAUUUUUGGGCUCUGUUUGGAGAGACUACCAUAGAGAGAUCAGCAAGCUCCAUUAGCCUUGAAGUACUAACAUCUGAGGGUUUGGAAGUCAUUCUUGACUUUCUGUAUUCUGGCUGGCUCAGCAUAUCACCACCUUCACUUCCUGCUGUCUUGGAGGCAGCCAGGUACUUGCAGGUGGAUGCAGCUGUGUCAAUAUGCGAGCGCUUCAUUACUGAUGGUUUGAGUGCUGAAAACUGCUGUAGCUAUGCUAACUUGGCUGAACAUCACGCCCUCUCAGAUGCACUUCAUGCUGCCAAUCAAACCAUCGCUAUGGAGAUGGGGACAUUGCUGAAGGAAAGCAGGAAUGACCUUCUCAGACUGAAUAUCCAGUCAUUGAUGGCGGUGCUUGAUGCUGACGAGAUACCUAGUGUCAAAGAGGUGGAGCUCAUAAAGCUGGCUCUGGAUUGGUUGAAUGAGAACGGGCCCCUCCCUCUGCUGAAAUCAAAUCUACUGCUUAGUCGCCUGCGUUUCGGAUUGGUCACACCCUCUGAUCUUAAAAAUCUCAGCCACACCCACAGAGCAAUGGGCACACCUUUAAUCAGAAGCCAGCUGACCCGCGCAUUGGAGUACCAUAGGCUGGGUCCAGCUCAGCCAAUCAGACAGAGCAGACAGUCUACACUCAGAGUGUCUCCCAAUCGUGUGCUGCUUGUAGGUGGAGGAUCCAGCCCUGAUUGGCCAGAACAGCAGAUGCUGCUGUUUGAUCCUAGAAGCAAGAAGUUUUCAUCGCUGCGUUCCAGUCUCCCGCUGCGACUGAGAAAUCACUGUGUGUGCUCAGUGGGAGGUUUCCUCUUUGUGAUUGGAGGAGAAGAAGUGAAAGAGAAAGAAGAAGAUGGCAAAAAGUCUGUCGCUGUCACAACAUCUAACCAGAUGUGGCGCUAUGAUCCUCGCUUCAACUGCUGGGAGAAGGCAGAGUCCAUGCUGGAGAGCCGGGCGCAGUUCACCUGCUGCGUGGUGGAGGAUGUUAUUUACGCUAUUGGGGGUCGACACACACGACCAGACACCAACAUGCACACCUCUGUAGCUUCUGUUGAGUUUUACGACAUGUCUACAGGAGCGUGGAGGAGAGGAGCAGCAAUGCCUCGCCCCCUUUAUGGUCAUGCUUCAGCUGUGCUUGACAACAACAUCUAUGUGUCAGGUGGUCGGCCCAGUAAUCAUGGCAAUAUCCACAGUGGCAAUCAGGAUGACCAUACAGAGAGCAGCAGAGAAGUCCUGUUUUGGGACCUCAAAAGCAGAGUCUGGGAGAAACGAGCAUCCAUGUCUAUCGCCAGGUUCAGUCACCGCCUCACAACUGUCCAAGGCCACAUCUACGCCCUGUUGGGAAUGUAUGAGCCUUUCUGUGAUAUAGAACGAUACGAUUCGCAGUCAGACCACUGGACCCGCCUACGACCCCUUCUCACUGGCUCCUUCAACUAUGGCAUGGUGUCAAUGCCAUCUGGGAAUCUACUGGUAUUUGGAGGGAGAAGAUGGAGCGAUGGACAGGAGGUCAUAAUGAAGAGCGUGCUGGAAUAUGAUACGAAGAGAGAUCGUUGGAGAGAGAUCUGUCAGCUCCUCAGACCUCUCACUGGGACCGAGUGCACUCUGCUGCCCCUGCCAGACUAAAGUGCACAUUGUGUAAGAAAAUUUUGACAUGAGAGUGAGACCAUUUUACUUAUAGUCUCAAAAUGCUGAGAACAGAGGAUAUGUGUUAAAAUGAUGGUGUGACAGUGUCAAGAAUUGUACCCUCAAUUUUAAUGUGCUUGUCAUGAACCACAGUCACAUUUAGGGAACUAAAACUAUUUUUCAGACAUGAAAGUAAUAAAAAAACACUAUUCCUCACAGCAGACAGCUUGCGGUCUGUGUGGAAUUUAUACUGGGCUGUCAGAAAUGAAAUGUUUACCACCAUGCCAACCUCAACACUUUUGCUUUCAACCUCAUUGUAUAUUUCAAAUAGUUUCAAGUCCAGUCUUAUGAGAGGAGAACACAUGUGCACUAUUUCAAUAUCUUUCUUUCACUGAGAAUUAGAUCAGAUAUCAGAUCAGAUCUGAAGAUUGAUUCUACAUUAAUUUAAGUCUGUUCAAUAUAAAGCUAAUACAAAGAGACUAUUAGCUUUGUUUAGCAUAAAGCACAACUUCAACUUGCCAUUUUUACACCUUGGUCUUUGUAUGAAUUACACAAGUCACAUAUAUUGUGUUAAUUACUGAGCUUAGUGUAUAUGCAGAUUUUGUUACCUAUGAACAGAGUUGUUGGAAAGGACUUACAGAGAAGAAGGUGCAACCAAACUCUGCAGCUAUGUCAUUUUAACACUUUCACUUUUGGGUAUUUAGCAGAAGUUGUUAUUGGAAGGUAAUGACAUAAGAGUAGAAUAAGCUUAAAAUCUUGGUGGUGAGAUAUAUGGUGUUUUUAUGAGUGAUAUUCCUGUCACAGAAGGUGGUGAUACUGUAAAAGAAAUAAGACAAAAGCUAAGGAGAGAUAUAAAAAGGAUUUUGAGAGCGGUCAAGGAGAUGUAAAGAGAUUUAGGGGGAGAAGGUAAUUCUUGAACAGAUGAGUUUUCAGGACAAGUCUGAGCCAUGCUGUAGAGGAGGCUAUAAGAGGGAAUCAUAACAAGAGAUAAGACGAUGAAGCUGGAGGACAUAUGUGAAAUAAAAACUACGGGAGAGCUAAGCUGAACAUUUUAUGGAAGUUGAAGAUAAAAGUUCCGUGCAUGUGACAUUCCUGUUUAUUGACUAGCGAUUGAUAAUUUCUUUAAGAUAGAUAUAGAAAUAGAAGUAAACAGAAAAUACUGAGCGACUUUUUAAUCCUGACUCAUUUGACCCAUUUCCAUCUGCACUGACAAACAAAUGGACAAAGUGGGUUAAAAUUGCAGAGUAGAAAAAGCAUUAGCAGGAGGUCAUAUGCAUGGUUUGUGGAUAUACCUAGGUAACCCGCUGGAAUUCAUUAUUCACGGACUUUUGUGCAUCUAUAUAUUUCCAUUUAAUAUUGAAUGCAUACUUGCACUAUUUGCAUAAACAUUGCUUAUUAUGUUAACAUGUUUUAUUAGGUUUGAAGAUAACUUUGAAUUCAAAAUGAAUGGGGUGUCUAAUUAAUUAUAUCCGGUAAUGAAUACUGUCAAUAUUUCAGCUCAGCUCAAGUUAUACAUACAGUCGCCUUAAAAUGUAGAAUGUGUGCAGUGUCUAUAAUUAAGCAUUCCAACUAGUAAUAAGCAUGAAGUCGUGAUGUAAUUCUGAGAGAUCGUGAACCACUGAAAGAAGUCUGAAAACAAUCAUGCAUUUAUUUGAACCAAUAAAACUGAACUGUAAAAGCGA
Molecule: messenger RNA, 3967 nt
Organism: Scatophagus argus
Lineage: Eukaryota; Metazoa; Chordata; Actinopteri; Scatophagidae
Product: kelch-like protein 34
Exons: 1
Coding region: 489-2285 (598 amino acids)
Molecular function (GO): protein binding
Source: RefSeq, a predicted model, not a curated record